CGACGACGUUCAACAGUCUGUUAGUCGUCAAAUAGUCGACCGUCAGUUCUGUAGUCGUGUUCAUUUCAUUUUGCCACGUUUCUAUAACAAAAUUUGUUUUUUAAUUUUGGUUAUUAUUAGUUUUACCUACUCGUAGUAAAUUCACGGAAACACGAUGCAAUCCAGUUGGUUUCGGUUAUCCGUUUUCGCGAUAGUCGCAUACUUAGCCAUCUCAUGCAAUGCCGCCGACAAUAAAGUAGAAACAUUGCCUAAUGGCCUCAAAAUUGAAUACGUCUUUACGUUAGAUGGCUGUGAACCAAAAUCGAAGAACAAUGACAUGCUCACCAUGCAUUACACUGGAAAAUUAGUGGACGGAACCAAAUUCGAUUCUAGCCAUGACAGAGACCAACCAUUUACUUUCCAAUUGGGAGUAGGACAAGUAAUUAAGGGAUGGGACUUAGGAUUAACUAAGAUGUGUGUCGGCGAAAAGAGAAAGUUGACAAUUCCACCAGAAUUAGCAUACGGUGACCGUGGAGCAGGAAAUGUUAUUCCUGGAGGCGCCACUUUGAUCUUUGAUGUUGAACUUUUGAACGUUGGUGAUCAAGCACCCACAACCAAUGUGUUCAGAGAAAUCGAUCAAGACAAGGACAAACAACUCUCCAGGGAUGAAGUCAGCGAAUAUCUGAAAAAGCAAAUGGCAGCCGCCGAAGGAACAGAAGGCGGCGAAGACAUCAAACAAAUGAUGUCCGACCAUGAAAAAUUGGUAGAAGAAAUUUUCCAACACGAAGACAAAGACAAAAACGGGUUCAUAUCGCAUGACGAAUUCUCUGGACCAAAACACGAUGAACUAUAAUUUUAGGGACUAAUAAAAUAAUUAAAUUUAAACAUACUACGUUAGAAUAAUAUCAAAAUGAAAGUGCUCGUUCAAGGGAAGUAUUUCAAUAUUAUGAUUAAUGAUAUUGUUUUUUUUCCUUCAUACGAAAACAAGAAUAAAUUCCCAAUGGGCGUUUUCUCUUCUUACGAAUGUAUUUAUUUGUAUUCAUCAAACACGAUACUAUUAUUAGUAAAUAAGCGAUUUGAUAGUCGUAAUUGAUGGUUUAUUGUUAAAAGCCCAUACUUUUUUUUUAUUGGAAAUUUUUGUAAGAAGACUGUUGAAAUAAAAAUGUUUUUUGUAAA
Messenger RNA from Daktulosphaira vitifoliae (grape phylloxera), 1155 nucleotides. It is a transcript of the gene Fkbp14, whose product is annotated as peptidyl-prolyl cis-trans isomerase FKBP2. The transcript is spliced from 3 exons. NCBI's taxonomy places the organism in Eukaryota, Metazoa, Arthropoda, Insecta, Hemiptera, Phylloxeridae. The coding region runs from base 155 to 832 and encodes 225 amino acids. Gene Ontology annotation, molecular function: calcium ion binding; peptidyl-prolyl cis-trans isomerase activity. The record is from RefSeq and is a predicted model, not a curated record.